Clonostachys rhizophaga is the source of this 2745-nucleotide messenger RNA. The record is from the annotation of a GenBank genome assembly. NCBI's taxonomy places the organism in Eukaryota, Fungi, Ascomycota, Sordariomycetes, Hypocreales, Bionectriaceae.
AUGGCUACCAAACAUGCCUUGAAAACGACAUUUGAUGUCGGUCGCGUCUUGAGACCUAUUUUCACCGGCGGGUCGGUGUCAAUUGACAACGAUGCUCGGAUUCUUGCGACAACAAUCAGUGAGGAUGUGAUUCUCACUGAACCCGGCAGCGGGAAGCAUCUGGGCAGUAUUGAAGGAGAUGGAGAAAACAUCUCAACCUUGGCAUUAACUCCAAAUGGAUCUCAUCUCAUCGCCUGCUCUCGCUCGCUAUCCAUGAGGAUCUUUUCGCUUAAGCGCUCAGAUGAUGGCAACACCAUUGAACCCGUCCUACUUCGUACAUUGAAGCCUCAUUCCACGCCUGUCGUGGUUCUAGCUGUUGACCGCACCAGCACUCUGCUGGCUACUGGAGGGACUGACGGGACGAUCAAGGUUUGGGACAUCGUGGCCGGAUACGUGACGCACACAUUCCGUGGCCCCUCUGUCUUGGUUUCGGCACUGCACUUUUUCGAGGUUGCUGCGCGGGCAGCCGAUGCUGGGCGCAGCAAGGGGAAGCGAGGUUCCAAGGGCGCCGCUGAGGAGGAGGAAGACGAGGCAGAAUCAACGACAAGCUUCAGGCUCGCAUCAGGUAGCCAGGACGGUCAGGUCAAGAUCUGGGACUUGAAUAAGCGCAGCUGCGUUGCAACACUGAACUCCCACGUGUCCGACGUCCAGGGACUGGAUUACUCGCCGGCUCAGAACGCCAUAGUCACCGCCAGCAGAGACAAGACCCUUGUCUGGUGGGAUACGAAGUCAUGGAAGAUCCGCAAGGUAGUCCCAUCCCUGGAGCUCUUGGAGGCAGCCGGAUUCUCCGAUGACGGUCAGCUCACUUGGUCGGCUGGCGCGAAUGGCUCUCUACGAGUCUGGGAGACAGAUACCGGCCGCGAAGUCACACCCAAGCAGCCCGCCAAGAGCGAAGAGGAGGCUUUCGUGACUGGAAUCUACCGGCCAGGUUUACCUUUUAUUCUUCUCGUUCAAGUUGACCAUACACUGGUCCUCUUCCCAGUCCCAAAGAAGACGGAUACUGGAUCACUAGCAGUCCCCGAGCCUCUUCGUCGCAUUUCAGGAACUCAUGAUGAAAUUAUCGACCUGGCAUAUCUCCUACCCGACAAUUCAUUAAUGGCGCUAGCUACAAAUUCGGAGGAUAUCCGCAUCGUGUCUGUUUCGGAGGCAGCCUCAGCCAAGGAGGGUCAAGAAUGGGAACCCCAGACGACACCCCAUUUUGGCCAGGACAUCGGGCUACUAAAGGGCCACGACGAAAUCGUCAUCACUCUCGAUGUGAACUGGUCUGGUCAUUGGGUCGCGACCGGAGCAAAGGACAAUACAGCGAAGCUUUGGCGCAUCGACCCGGCAAACAAUCAAUUCACAUGCUGGGCUACAUUCUCUGGUCACGCCGAAUCGCUUGGUGCAGUAGCACUCCCAAAGACUGUUCCGCAGGAAUCAUCGGCCGCCCGAACCGACCCCCUCAACCACCCGCCCUCCUUCCUCAUCACCGGCUCUCAAGAUCAGACCAUCAAAAAAUGGGAAAUUCCGCGAGUUCCACAAGAAAAGGGCCACAAGACAGGUUCCAGAGCCACCUUCACACGCAAAGCGCACGACAAGGACAUCAAUGCCAUUAACGUCCAGAGCUCGGGCGCCCUUUUUGCGUCGGCUUCACAAGAUAAGACUGUCAAAGUCUGGUCGGUCGGAGAAGGCGAAGUACAAGGAAUCCUUCGUGGCCAUAGGCGCGGCGUCUGGUCCGUACAGUUUUCCCCCGCUGGUAUGCCAGCUCUGCAGGCCGACGAUGGCCCAGUCACUAGCAAGGGUGUAAUUCUCACCGGUAGCGGUGAUAAGACGGUGAAGAUUUGGAGCCUGGCGGACUACACCUGCGUGAGGACCUUUGAAGGUCACACAAACAGCGUGUUGAAGGUUUACUGGCUCAAUAUGCCAGAAGAGCAGGGCAAAGGCAAGAAGCCAGUCCAGUUCGCAAGUGCUGGAGGUGACGGUCUCGUCAAGGUGUGGGAUGCCAACUCUGGAGAGACGGAAUGCACCUUAGACAACCAUGAGGACCGUGUCUGGGCGCUCGCCGUCCACCCCGAAAAGAACACCAUCGUCUCAGGCAGUGGUGACUCUACAGUCUCUUUCUGGAACGACACCAGCUCAGAAACCCAGGCGGCGGCGUCACAAGCGGCCCUUCAGCUGGUGGAGCAAGAACAGGAAUUACAAAAUCACAUCCGUGCUGGUUCAUACCGAGAAGCUAUCACGCUGGCCUUGCAGCUCAACCAUCCUGGCCGGCUCUUGAGUCUGUUCACCUCGGUCGUCACCAAGUCUCCACCGGAUCAGGGCAGCCUGAGUGGUGUGAAGGCUGUCGACGAGGUUCUCGGAAGCCUAUCAGAUGAGCAAAUCUUCCUGUUGCUAUUAAGACUGCGCGACUGGAACACCAAUGCCCGGACAGCGCCGGUAGCACAAAAAAUCCUUUGGACAUUAGUGCGCAGCUACCCUGCUUCCAAGUUUUCUCACUUGUCAGUACGGGGUGCCAAGGGUCAGAAAAGUCUCCAAGAGGUGCUUCACGCGCUCAAGGCGUAUACGGAAAGACACUACAAGCGAGUGGAGGAGUUGAUGGACGAGAGUUAUCUGGUCGAGUAUACCCUGCAAGAGAUGGACAGCCUGGCCUUGACAUUGCCAGAAGACUCUGACGAUAUAUUAAUGAACGAGGCUGGUGAAAGUGAGGACGCCAUCAUGGUUGGCUAA